This is a messenger RNA of Pyrgilauda ruficollis (rufous-necked snowfinch), 4310 nucleotides long. RefSeq names its product interleukin 4 receptor (gene IL4R). Gene Ontology annotation, cellular component: external side of plasma membrane; membrane. The record is from RefSeq and is a predicted model, not a curated record. Gene Ontology annotation, biological process: cytokine-mediated signaling pathway; production of molecular mediator involved in inflammatory response. Lineage: Eukaryota; Metazoa; Chordata; Aves; Passeriformes; Passeridae. Bases 1204 to 3864 code for a protein of 886 amino acids. The transcript is spliced from 10 exons. Gene Ontology annotation, molecular function: cytokine receptor activity; protein binding.
AGUAAGACAAGAUGUGCAUCAGUUUUAAAAAGAGGCAGUUUUAAACAGGGAAAGAUGCGUUAGCUGUACAAUUGCAGCAACGGUGCAUUAAGCAGUCUUGUUUAAGAUGACCUCUUGGUUUGGGCAGAGCUACUCUUGCACAUAACAGUUUUGCAGAUUAUACCUGUUAAUGAAAUGUGACCCUAAUUUCCGUAGAAGACCAGACCAAAAGUUAGUACCAUUUUUCUUGAUAGUAAAUGAAAUAAUUCUAAUCACAUCAUAUUUUUUUUCAAGAAACAAAAGGGUAAGUGAUCAAAGCAUGUAGCUUGUGCCAGUAACCUUGUAGAUCUGCUUCUAACCCUGACAGAGAUUUCUUUCCUAGUUUUGGGGAAGUAACUUAUGUCUUUGCAAUUUACUUUCCUCAAAUAUAUCAGAGCUACUAGGUUUGCUGCAAUCUUAGUAUUGUCUAUAUGUGUUACAUACUUAAAAAAGUAAAAAAUUAGACUGGUAUUUAUUGUCUGGUAUAAUGAAAAACUUAAGAGGUAACAGGCAGAAGAACUGUGGAUGUUUUUAAAUUUUCUCCUUUUGCAGUUUCAUUGAAGCACUGGCUUAACUCCAUUUUCAUCCACAUGUGCAGAUCCAUUCUUCCACGAGAAGAUGGUUUUGGUCUGCCAUCUGCUCAUUUGGAAAUGCUUACGUGAUUCAGGAUUCUUUGCCAAAGUUCUAAGAGUUCCAAGAGUUUCUUGGAACUCCAGUCAUGUGGCAGUAUUACCUAACAGUGGAAAGCAGCAAAUGCUUCCUCUCUUGAGAAUUCCAGGAAAAAGGGAAAUGAAGAAUUUUUUUUUUUUUUAUGCCAGAGCAGUUGGCUCCUUUUUUCUGAGCAGCAGCAAAGGGGCUUGUGUUCUUUUUAAAAAUAUGUAUUACUGUGCUUAGUCACAUUUCAUCUAUUCUCAGAAUAUGAAAAAAACUCAACUCUUGAGUAAUAGUUUUGUCAAGCUCUUAUGAGGAAUUUGUCUUUCAGGUUUGUUCUUUAUUACUCGAUGAGCAGUGACUGCCCCAGAGAAGGUCACAGAAGAGUCUCCAUUCUGAUCUUCUAUUUUGACUAACAAUGUCCUUAUCCUUUAACUUCUAAGAUGGAUAUUUGCAAUCAGACAGACAGACUCACCUCUGUCAGACACAUAAUUGCAGCACAGUUUUUCCUACUGUACCUGACCAUCGUCAGUAAUGGCAAGGCUCCCAAGUGCUACACCAUAUACCCUGUGGAUCCUUUUCUUUUCAUAUACAACAAAUGAAGUUCUGACUGCAGGACACAUACACGAAUUUGCAUGCUUCACUGACUAUGACAAAGAGCUGGUUUGUCACUGGAAGGUGCCUGCACAAACCAAUUGCUCCAAAGAAUUCGUGCUCUACUACAGCAAGGAAACUUCUUCUGUGUUAAACAAGUGUGUUCCUGAGAAUGAAAAAGACAGUUUAAGGUGCACUUGUACAAUAUAUCCAGAAUAUUUUGUAUUAGGCCUCACAUAUAUUCUAGCCCUGCAAUUCAAUGGCACUGAUUCGUGGAAUUACAAUGUUACACCAGCCCUUGUUGUUAAGCCAAGAGCCCCCAAAAAUCUUGCCAUUGAGAAAGCUGAAAAUGGUAAUUUCAAUCUGAGUUGGGAGGAGAGCUACUCUCAUCCAUCUUUUCUCUCUGGACCAGUUAUCUACGAGGUGAAAUACUGGAGGAAGCAUCACCCGACAGAGGUUUCUGUAAAAGCAAUUAACUACCAAGCAAAAAGCUUUGAGAUUACUGCAAGCUCCUUGAAGAGGGGCUAUGAUUAUGUUGCAAGUCUCAGGUGUAACUACGUGUACUACCCCGCCUACUGGAGUGAAUGGAGUGAAGAAGUUGAAUUUCGCUAUGAUUACCCGGUGAAGGCUGAAGACAUUUUGCAGAUGGCUGUGCCCACAUCCUGCAUACUGAUCAUGGCAGGAUCUAUAAUUUGUUACUUCUGUUUCACCAAAGUGAAGAAAGAAUGGUGGGAUCAAAUCCCAAAUCCAGCAAAGAGCCAAUCGGUUGUAAAAAAUGUCAAGUUUUCAGUUUUGUACUAUUUUGAUGAAAUGAAGUUCCCGUUCCAGGACUUAAAGCAGAGUCACAUGGAACAACAAAUAAGUUGCAAGAACUGUCUGGCUCGAAGUUUGUCAAGCCAAAACUUCAAGAGAAAAGAUAACAUCAGAAAUGUUGAGAAAUCUUGCAGUUGCCACAGCAAGUCUGAAGAGUGGUUGCCAAAAGGCAGCAGUGCAGUUUUAACCCCUGAUACAAUACCGGUUGAAGAGUGUAUAGAAAUCUGUGUCUGUUUAACAGACAGUGAAACUGAGAGCCAAGAAGAAACUGGCAACCAGAUCACCAUGUUUGAGCCGUGUGAGAGCAGCAUGGGUGCUUUCAGAGAGCACCCUGAACACAAUGAGUUACUAGCUAACAUGUUUGAUGCACUCCUGGCAAAUGAAAAUAACAUGCAAGAAAAUAAAGGCCCAAACAUCCCCACAUCUGAGAGGAAAACCUUAGAGAGCAUUGGGUCAGAAAAUCCAUCACAGCAAAAUCCAAAAGAAACUACAGCCCAGAGUCCACAACCGUGUGCUAUUUCUCAUACAGCUCCCCUUUUCACCAAAGCCUCUCAAGAUGACUACAAUUGUAGUACAGCCAGCAAAGAGUCAGAGCUAUCAGAAGAAUCCUUUGAAUCUGGCUAUCGGAGCUCCAGCAUAAAUUCUGCUUCUCUGGAUGCAAGAGAUCUUCAACAAAUGGUUCAUCAAAGCCAUUUUCUGUGUCGUUCUGAAAGUGAGCUUGACUCUUGUGUCCUGACCCAGGAAUCUACAAAUAAAUCAUUGUUUGGAACCAAAACAGACAGAAUAAACAGCCCUGCAGACAAGAGUUUUGAUACCCUUGUGUCUGCAUCCAUGGGGUUGUGUAGUUCUGCCUACAAGAGCUGCGACACCCUUUUGUCUCCAUCCCUGGAACCCUGUGGCUCUGCCUACAGGAGCUUUAAUGUGCUUGUGUCUGCAUGCAAGGAACCCAGCAGCUCUGCAUACAAGAGCUUCAGUGCCCUCAUGUCUCAGUCAAUGGCUAACAGUAGCCUGACUCUGGGCUUUGAAAGUGUGCCUUCCUCAUCGCCUUUGAGACAGCUGUCAGAGAUGCCCGAAUGCAGCUGCAGAGAUCAAAGUGCUCAGCCUGCUAGCAAUCAGAUGUGUUAUAACAGCUACAGAUCUCCCAGCACUGAGCUUGAUUUUCCAAACACCUGUUCAGAACAUACUGAUUUUCCGUCUUUCUCCACACAUGCAAAUGAAGGUCCUUCAGCUUUUCUUUCAGAGAAAGAAAUGCAUAAGCAAGUAAUAUAUCAAAAUGUUCAAAGGAAAGCCAAUAUAAUUUCUUGCUCCACUGCACCUCAGCCAUCUGGCUAUCAGCCUUUUGGUAGUGCAGGUAAAUGUAAUGGUCUGUACUGGGACAGUGGCAAUGAGGUUAUGUCUACGUCACUAUAUGAAUCCUUCCUUAAUCUGUGCAACAACCCGAGUGAAGCACCUUCAGAUACUGCAAUCUAUGAAUCUGACCCAAGGAUAAAGGACGGUGUGUGUUUGACUGUUCAGGGUUCUGACUGCCCCAUUGUCCCAGGUUUAGCUUCUAGUGAGAAUGACACACAGACUAGUGAUGGCAGCCCUUGGAUCAACAGCACUAAUGAACUGUAUGGUGAUAGCAAUGAUGGAAAUACCAGCAGAGAUGAACAGCUGUUGCAUUUGUUAGAGAUGAAAUGUCAAGAUUUAAACAGCAGAGAAAGAGCUACAAAGGCAACAAAAUGGAAAAGCUUUAACUCUACUGGUAAAGUAAUGCAAGAGGGUGGUGAUAGCAGACUAAAAUACUGACUUCCACUGCCACUCACACAACCACUUGAGGGAACUUGGAGAUGCAGGGGGAAGUGAAGAGGUGCUGAAGCAUGCAGACGGGGGUGGGGGGUGUGGCUCAGCAGUCAGUUUACCAGCAUCACUGAACAGUAUUGGGCUAAACUUAGACAGAAAAACUGCAGAGGCCCUGGAGCUCCAUAGCUCAGACAAGGUGCUACCUUGUAAUUUUGUGAGUAACUCCUAUCCUUCUGACUCUCACACCAUUCACAGUGAGGACUCCAUACUGGCAUUUGUAGUUAAAAAAAAGACCAGUAGAACUAUUAAUGGAAAACAGCAGGAAAAAUGAGAAAAAAAUGAAACUUUUGUGCGAACUCUUGCCCAAGAAGACAACUGCUAUAUGGAGGUAGCCUAGCCACAUUUGCCAGGACUGAAUUAGUCUUUGGAAAUAAACUGUAUGGCAAGUUGAA